AUGGCAUGUGGCGGUAGUGGUGCUAGUGGUGGUGGCGGUGGUGGUAUUAUGGAGUGGGGACUUGUAAUGGGUCCAGCUUUACCACUUGAUUUCGGCGAUCCUGUUGAUUGGCGCAGCAUAAUUAACACAUACAAUCUGCAAGGUGGGACAUAUACCAUACAAUCUACACCACUGUAUCCAUGGGAUAAAUGGGAAACAAUAUUCUCACGUUCUGUUGGCAGAAUGCGAACAAAUAUCGAUAAAGAUGGGAUAUUUCGAAAAGAUGAUGCCAGACUGCUUGUAUAUAUUGCACUGGAGUCUUUUAUGAACAAAACGCAUGGUAAUGGACAUGAUUGCUUACUGCGUUCAAUAUGUAAGAAUGCACAAAUAGAGCAACAUGUAGGCGUAUUUGCUGAAAUCUAUAAUAUAGUACUGACACCAGGUACCGAGUUUAUGGAUACUGCUUAUAAGGAAGCACACGUUGCUGGUAAAUCAGGAGUGGAUUGUUAUAAGACAUUUAAAAAAUGUAAAGUUGCUGCUAAUAUAGUUGAGCAAUUUAUGGCAGAUUUUUAA
Teleopsis dalmanni is the source of this 552-nucleotide messenger RNA. RefSeq lists its product as uncharacterized. Bases 1 to 552 code for a protein of 183 amino acids. Lineage: Eukaryota; Metazoa; Arthropoda; Insecta; Diptera; Diopsidae. The transcript is spliced from 3 exons. The record is from RefSeq and is a predicted model, not a curated record.